GUCUUUAUGUUUUCAGAUUUUUUUGACAAAAUUUUCAAAACAUAAAAAAUAAGACGGCCGUCAAAGGUUUCGGUGAUCGGGAAUUGCAAUGGGAGGAGGAGGAGGAGGAGGUGGAGGAGCAAUUAACGAAGAGCUGACCGAAGAUGAGAAGAGAGCUCUGAGAGGAAGCAAAUUCGCUCCUCUUACUUCUCUUCCCUCUUCUUCUCGCUCUAAGCCUCUCCCCAGAUUGGCUCAUCCAGGUGGACCCUUGAAGACGAACAAAGCGGCGGCUUUAGCCAAGUUUAUAGAGAGGAAGCUGCAAGAUCCUAAUGGGUUAGCUUCCAUUAAUCCGGAUCUUAUUGAGUUAGCCGUCAAAAACGCCAAAGACACUGUUAUUUCGAGUGGGGCGUCUAGUUCAGGAAGGAGAAUCCAACACGUUGCCUCAUUCGAGGACGUCGAGGUAUCUUCUGAUGACGAUAAGAUAGAGAACACUAAGCUUAGCAAAAAGAAAAAGAAGAAAAACGCAAAGAAGAAAAAAGAUGAGAAAAAGAAGAAGAAAAACAAAAAGCAUAAGGUUAUCUCCCUCACUCCCUUUUUCCUUAUCUCAUCUUUCUACUUGCUUUUCGUUUCCCCCACACAGAUUUUUGUAAAGUCUGUUUACGUUACUUUCUGGAUUCCAUCGUUCAUAUCUGCGUGUGGAAAACUUUUUUGAAAGGGACAGAUCACAGUCGAUGAAGAUGCUAAGUUAAAGAGACCCAAUAAGAAGUUGAAGCUUUAAUUUCCUUUUUUUGGCUAUACGUUACUGGGUGGUUUAGCUAGGUCUUCAGCAGAACAAACUCAAUCACUGGUAUCUGUUGGAUCCAAAGAAUCUGUUACUCCGAUGGUUUUAGCUAAGAUUAGCAUCAUGAUCUUUCUUCUUUAUGUCGAUUAGCUCUCUCCGGAGUCAUUUGGUUAAAUCUGAAACUGGAGUUGUAUGUGAUAUUAGAACAAAUAGCUUCAUGAAUCUGAAAUUUGUAUUUUUUGGUUGGAACAUCAAUUGAAAGUGUCUUUAACCUUUUAGAUCAUAGUUAUGAGACCAGUUCCAAUUA
Camelina sativa (false flax) is the source of this 1067-nucleotide messenger RNA. RefSeq lists its product as uncharacterized. The record is from RefSeq and is a predicted model, not a curated record. Lineage: Eukaryota; Viridiplantae; Streptophyta; Magnoliopsida; Brassicales; Brassicaceae.